GCAGUGAGGAUCUGAGGAGCAGCACUUUCUCACACGGACCUUUUGUCCUCUAGAUGCAGACAGAAAGUGUCCCACAGAUCGAUACACUGUUGCAGGGGCGUUAUUAUCUGUGAAGUGGGUUUGUUCCACAUGAUGCCACGUUGAGAUGACGCCUGUGAUGACCUGACGCACUGAUCCUCUGCAGGGAGCGGACUCUGACUAACUUCUAUCGUCUUUCACUCCACUUCUCCGGGUCCUCUCUUCCACUUCCCCGGGUGUUCUCUUCCACUUCUCCGGGUCCUCUCUCCACUUCUCCUCCCCUCCUCCCCGCCGUCCCCAUGCCGCCGGCCCGCCGCAGCGCGCUGGACUGACGGCCGCCCCCGGAGGAAUGGCAUCGGCCGUGUUCGAAGGCACGUCGCUGGUCAACAUGUUCGUGCGGGACUGCUGGGUCAACGGGAUCCGGAGACUCAUCAUCAGCCAGCGGGGCGAGGAAGAGGAGUUCUUCGAGAUCCGGACCGAGUGGUCGGACCGGAACAUUCUAUACUUGCACCGCAGCUACUCGGACCUGGGCCGGCUCUUCAGGAGACUGCUGGAGUCCUUCCCCGAGGACACACGGGACCUGUCCGAGAGUCCACUCAUAGAAGGGCUGGUAAAGAUCAAGGAGGCACGUGACAUCGAAGAGAAGCUGAAUGAGGUGGAGCGAUUACUGAAGAACGCCAUCAACAUGCCAUGCAAGUAUUCCAGGUCAGAGGUGAUGUUGACGUUCUUCGAGCGCUCACCACUGGACCAAGUGUUGAGGAACGACAAGGUCCACAGAAUCCAGCCGUGCUUUCAGAGUCCCAUCAAGAUAUCAGAAAUCAUGAGGUCGAAUGGAUUCUGUCUGGCCAACACAGAAACCAUCGUAUUUGAUCACAGUAUCCCCGAGGAGAAGGAGAGGCCUUCGUCCACCGACUCUGUGGAGCACACGUACGAGGACGGAUCCGAGUUUUUGCCAAUGGAAUCAGACGUGUGUGAUGAGGAUUCAGAAGCGUAUGUCACCAACCUCUCCUACUACCAUCUGGUCCCGUUCGAGACCGACAUCCUGGAAUGAGGAUGUUACACGACAGACAAUGGACGGUGGAUGUUGACAUUGAGGAAUUCAUACUCUUAAAUGGAUCCAAGCAAUGCAGUGCUGCACAUAGCUGCUCCAUUUAAUGCUGCUUCAAGUUUUAUCGCCCAUUGCGGAGUCGAGCAGGUGUCCAACAUGCACCGAGACAUUGAGAUAAUGAGAUGUCACCAGUGUGCCUCGUCCACAGCCUCGUCCAUCGCCUUACCUGAGUGUUAAACCAGAUCCAAAUAAGAUGGAAAUACAAGACUUCAGACUAUGGGAGGUGUUCAUCAUGUGAUGGAACCUGUGGAGGCCAAAGUUUAUGUCCUCAGGUCCCAUGACCACUUUAAAAGAACUGAAUUUGUAUACACCAGUGACCACUCCAAAUCAAAUUCUCCUUAUCGGACCAUCGACUCUUACUUUUCUGAAUUUACCAGCUCUCCUCCUGUUUCUACAUCUUCCAUAAUCGGAUAUAGUAUUUACGAGGAGAUCUGCAAAGCAUCUGGUUCCUCUCCUUCCAACUGCUCUGCACAGUGUUGCCACUCUGCCGUUUGAUUUGCUGUGGGAAGACAGGAAGCUGUCAUGAAGCUCUGUGUAUCAUCUUUAUUUAUGUUCCACCAGCAUUUAGGACGUUUUUUUAAUGUACCAGCUUAAAACUCUUCUUCCUUUGUUGCCGUAAUAUGCAGUAGAUUGUUUGACAUGAGAGUUUCCCUAGAUCCAGGUGAAACAAGGCAAAAAUAGCUACCUCUAAGAUCAAUAGAUAUCCUUUAUGGCAAUUUAGUAUUCUAGAUUUAAUAUAAAACUAAUUUUAAUGACUUUAAUCUGAAAAAAUGAAAUGUAUAGCUUGAAUUAUAGAUUUUUCAGGAUUCUUCAAGAACAUUCGGUAAGAGGACGCAAUUACUAUUGAUGGGAACAAGGGCUUAGUGUUGCCAAAAGCCAGAGUGUGGUGCUAGAGAUCAGACAUCACCUUAAGAUGGACACCAGCUGAACGUUAUGGGUCUGACAUGUGGAGAAGGCCCAACAGGAAGCGCAGGACAGGCCCAGAGAGAAGCAGAUCUUCUUCUGACCCUCAAGGGACGAAGAGGACUUAAUAAUGAUAAUAAUAAUAAGAUAUAAUAGUAGGUUUUUCAUAGCUAUAUUUGCUUGCCUCUGUUUCACUCGGUUCUUUGGUUGGUGUGAAGUUAAAGAACAUGAAAUAAAUAUGAAGUGCCAUUAUUAUUUUCUUACAAUACACUCUUUCCAAAGUGAGAAGUUGAUUCUGCCUUUUUGGAAGUUGGCGAGAGUUUUUAGAGAAGUUUUCUCAGAAUAAUAAAAUAUAAAUAUUUGUUCACAGUGUCGCAUGUAACGUUGCUUAUUUUGUUGUUUAUGGUCCAAUAUUUUCAUGUAUCGGAGAAUGUGUCUUGCCUUUAGCUGGACAACUGAAUCAGCUCUGUUGCCGUCUGGUGAAGUGGGGCAAAGAGUGCUUUGUUUUGUGGGUCAGUCGAGGUCGUAUGUGACCCGCUCUGCAGGAUGACGUGAGUGGGUUCCAGCAGACAUCUGACUGUGGGAGUCUGCAGCUCGUUCUGCAAGACAAGUCCUCCCUUUUUCUAAAGAAAAACAACCUUGCUGCACUUUCUACAGGAAAAGAGAGACUUGAUUAAAAUUCACGCCUUUUCUGUGUUUUAUGGCUCCUCGCGCAAUAAGAAGAGUGUUUUCACUGGUGUAACUGAAACUGUGGAGCCCAGUGGAGCAUUACAUGGGGAUUUGAUGGCAGCUGAAAUGUACAAAUUACAUUUUUGUGUCGUGUAAAGUGUACGGAAGCCCAUCGACAUUCAUUGUGUUGUCGGUGCAGAAGUCAUUGUGGCCGUACAAUACAGGCUCACAGCUUGAGUCCAGUUUUCCACCCUUCUAAACACAAAGGCAUUCAGGCCUCACACUCUUGGCACACAGGACACACAGGACGGUCCUCGGCGUGAGUCUGUUUUGUAACACAGUCAUGAUCACGACUCGCCCCGUGAGAAAGUCCAGCUCUUUCUCAGGGUGUGAAAAUGCUCUUUUUUUGUUUCUCAAAGGAAGACAUCUUGAAUUAAUAGAUAUUCUUAAAAAGAAUAAAGGUUUCCUCUUACACAAAGUAUUGAUGAAGAUGAUUUAGUAACAAGAAACUGUAUUUGUUUAGAUUUUCAUACCAAGGUCACAGUUUCUCUGCUGAUUGAUGUUUCCUGUGAAGAUCCGAGAGUAUUAACACUCCUCCCUCUGUGGUCAGAUUAAUAUAAAUAUUCUGCCACAGUUUCCAUGAAGUUAUGAUAAAAUGGUACCCAGCUGCCAGGAAUGAGGACCAGGAUGCUCCGGUCUCAGCAGUUAUAGUGAAUAUUUUUUAAAACAUUUAUUUUCUAAACUCCAGCCACACUCUGAAGCCGUGUCUUAUGGUUUUGUGUUUGACGAGAGAUGUUCUGAUGUGUCAAUGUUUCAAAAAGACUGAUUGAAGAUAAUGUUUAUUGUAAGAUGAAGUAGCCACUUGUAUAACUUAAGAUUUUUAUCAAGACAGUAUUAGAUACAGAUUAUUAUUCUCAAAGCUUCUCGGAAAAAUGAAUAUGUUUUCAAUAAAUUGUGAAAAGCA
Platichthys flesus (European flounder) is the source of this 3662-nucleotide messenger RNA. RefSeq names its product PX domain containing 1b (gene pxdc1b). Gene Ontology annotation, molecular function: phosphatidylinositol binding. Lineage: Eukaryota; Metazoa; Chordata; Actinopteri; Pleuronectiformes; Pleuronectidae. The transcript is spliced from 5 exons. Bases 368 to 1069 code for a protein of 233 amino acids. The record is from RefSeq and is a predicted model, not a curated record.